Gryllus bimaculatus (two-spotted cricket) is the source of this 4268-nucleotide messenger RNA. NCBI's taxonomy places the organism in Eukaryota, Metazoa, Arthropoda, Insecta, Orthoptera, Gryllidae. The record is from the annotation of a GenBank genome assembly.
ACCGAACCGAACAAUGAGAGAUGGACCGAACAAGAUUCGGCGCCUCGAAUGUCAUUAAUGUCAUGUUUUGAUUGUUUUGGUGGUUUAGGAAAAUUUAUCGUUCGUUCCUCAUGAUAUGCGAAUCUUGUAAUGAAUAGAAAUCUAUUAAAAUCACAAAUGCAAGUGAAUGGUUGCAAUAUUGAUUCAAAUAGAUAUGAUUAUUAAAUGGCAUUUAUGCGUUUCGAAUCGGUCGUCACACGGGAGACUUGAGAAGCAAUCCAUAAAUCUUCGCAAUAUGUAGUAAUUCAUUUUCCCAACUUGAAAGGAACUUAUGCAUUAAAUUUUGGCAGUUGUCAGCUGUCAAGGUCUGUUCUAUCUCUGAAUUUUUUCUGCUGCAUGGAUCUUCAAGUAAAUUAUUGACAGCUGUAGUUAAUGUUCAAGUCAUUUUGAAGAUUGUGAGAGUUUGUCAUUUGCCUAAAGCAAAAAUGCCAGUGGACAUAAAUCGUUUAACAGAAGGAUGGCUCGAGUUAGAAAGUGAUCCAGGGUUGUUUACUCUUUUAUUGGAAGAUUUUGGUGUGAAGGGUGUUCAAGUUGAAGAAAUUUACGACCUCCAGAAAUCACUGGAAGGUCCUGUUUAUGGUUUUAUUUUCUUAUUUCGAUGGAUAGAAGAGAGAAGAUCUAGACGUAAAAUUGUUGAUCAAAGUGAAACGUUUGUCAAAGAUGAAGAUGUAGUCAACAACAUUUUCUUUGCUCAACAGAUGGUACCUAACAGUUGUGCGACUCAUGCUCUACUAUCUGUCUUGCUGAAUUGUCCCAACAUACAUUUGGGUGCUACCCUUAGCCGCCUAAAAGCUCACACUUCUGGCAUGUGUCCAGAGAAUAAGGGUUGGGCAAUUGGUAACACCCCUGAAUUGGCAAAGGCACAUAAUUCCCAUGCUAUGCCACAAGCAAAAAGACGUCUAGAUAAAUCAUCUGGUGUCAGUACUGGUCGUUAUACUGGGGAAGCUUUUCACUUUGUUAGUUAUGUUCCAAUACAUGGGAAACUGUUUGAACUUGAUGGUUUGAAGCCAUUUCCUAUGGACCAUGGACCAUGGGGUGAGAAGGAAGAUUGGACUGAAAAAUUUCGUAGAGUAAUAACUGACAGAUUAGGUAUUGCGACAGGAGAACAGUAUCACGACAUUAGGUUCAAUUUAAUGGCUGUUGUGCCUGAUCGAAGAUUAGCUCUUGUCCAUAAAUUAAAAAUGCUAAAAACAAACAGGCAAAUAGUUUUGGAAGCAUUACAACAACUUGUUAAAUUAACUCAUCCAGAUCUCACUGAUAAGGAAAGUGUACAGAACACUGAAGAAAAAAAGGAAGCAGAAACAUCUAACAACAAAGAAAAGAAGGAUCCACCCAAAGCAAACAACGAGAAAGUGAAAAUAAAUGGUGUUAUCCUUGACGUAGAGAACAGUAAAGCUGUUAAAAAGGAAGUCAACGAUCAGGAAACCUGCAGUGUGUCUCAUCCUAUUUUGGAAACUCACAAUUAUGCCAAAACUCAAGUAGACCUCUCUCCUGACACAAGUAAUUCACAAGAAGAAAAAUCUAAUACUGAGACCAAAGAGGAAAAGGAAAAAGAUCCUUCCAUGGCUGAGUUUUCUCAAGAUCGUCCAACUGCAAUGGUGCCAGUGGAAAAUAAUGAAUCUGCAUCCCAGGAACCAUCUCCCAACCCACUAACUACCCAGGCCAACCCACAGACAUCCAGUGCCCUGCCGCCAACAACACAGGAGUCAUGCGUGAUGCAUCAAGAAUCAUCUUUGUCACCUCAGGCCCAGUCGGGUGGGGAGCAGCCUGCACCGGUUGUGCCUGCACAGACUCCAUCUGCUCCAAAGGCUACUUCCGAUGCUGCUUCUGCUUUAGCACCCUCUACCCCCACUCCCCCUACAACGAUUGUGGUACCUACAGUAACAACCACUCCAGCUACCCAACCAGUAUCAACAGCCCAAUCAACUUCCACGUCUCCAACAACUGCUACAACCACUGCCCCUUCCACUCUCUCUGCACUGGGAUCUCACUCCCCCUGUACUACUCAACCUUCCUGCUCAUUGCCUUCUACCACUACAACUUCAGCGCCAGCAACAGCAGCAGCGUCAAGUUCCACUCCCCAGAGUACUGCUUCAGCUUCUUUGCUUUGCCCUCCUGGGCCACCAGAUUAUUCCACCCCUCUCACUAUCCAGACAUCACCAGCCCCCAGUACUUCAAGUACGGACACAUCGUCAGAAGUGGGGUCAGCGUUUAAUUCUCCUACACAAGGCUGGGGUUGGAAUUCUGGACAAAGCAGCCCUACAUCAACAAAAGAUUUCAAAAAAUUUGUAGUGAUCAGAGUAGCAGGAAGUGGUGAUGAGAAAGCGGAUUCUCCUUCAGGUCGUACUGCACCUAAUGUGAAUAAUAAUGGCAAGAGACUUUCAUCCGAUACUGGCAAUGCAUCUAAAAGAGUUUGUUUAGAAAAUGGACAGAAAACAUGGGAAAAAGAAGGAGAUAAACCUCCUAGCACAUCUCAGGAUAAUGCAACAGCAACUGUAUCUAAAGGAAAUUCAACAGAAAAUGACAACAGCCUUGUUUCAGAAGAGAAAAAACCUGAUGCCAAAAUUUGCAACAAAUAUCCAGAACUCUUUGAACCUCAUACUUUUGCCCCAAAAGACCUCCUUGCUCUUCUUAAAAAUUUAGAGAAUGAGAUAAGCGUGUGCGAUAUGAACUUGAGGGAUGAAAAUGAGAAGCGGAAAAAGUAUAAGAUUGAUGAUUGCCGGCGUACUCAUAAUUAUGAUGAGUUCAUAUGUACUUUUUUGUCAAUGUUGGCCCAGCAAGGAAAACUUGCCGAUCUGGUUCAACAGCAUCUAUUAUUGAAAAAACCGGGUCUUCCUGUUCCAAGAGUACAAAGGGCAACUAAGAAGGCUGAAACAAGACCCAGUCCCUCAAGGCGCCGCAGAGGUCGUACCAAAUACCGAAAACGCAAGUAAAUGUAACUUUCCUUCAAAUGCUUAACUUUUGUCUGUGGCAUUAUGACAUGUAUUACUCUCAACAGACUUUGAUUUGAUGUCAAAGAGAUUUCACUAUAUUUAUUUAAUUUAUUUAUUUAUUUAUUUAUUACUGAUUUCCUUGUAGAUGAAGGGUUGUGUGGCCGAUAUCUCUGUGAAAUCUUUGUUUGGCUGUCCAGAUAAUAUUGCACCCUAAUCAGUUUUUUCAAGGACCCUGUAUAUCUUCAUAUAACAGGCCUGCCCAAGGCCCUCAACAAGGCUGCUCACAGCACAUUAGCACAAUACAGGUAGUGGCUGCCCAUGCAUAUGCUGGCCCUUUUCGUAAUUCACAAAUGCUAUGUAUGUUAUUGCUUAGCCACCCACUGCUGGUGCCUUUGUGGGAACUUAUCACAAAGGUGCUGCCCCUGCUCUUUAAUUAGUCUUCUUCCCUCUCUGUGCUUGUACUGUUGAUGAGCCCUUGCAUUCAAACAGCUCAGUUUGACCUGGCUUUUGAUAUAUUGGGUCCUUGCAGUCCUCAAAGAUAUAUUGUACAUCUUUAAAAUGUUGGCAAUAUUGCUUGGAAUAGCCUCUCUCAGUCAUGCUAACUUACUAUUCCUUGUUCUUUGCAUGGAGGUUGUUUCUGAUAUCAAAUAUCAUAUACUUAACAUUCUUUGUCUGUAUGAAUGUAAUGUCAAGUAGCAUUUGAUGUAAUGCAUGCCUAGUGGCUUACAAGAACAUUAAAAAUCAAUUAAUGGAGCUGAGCUCUGAAAAUCAUGCCACUGUAUUGCACCGAUGUGAUUAGUUGUUAUAAGCAAUUUGUCUAUUCUAAGAGUAGUAUUAAUAUUUGGCUGAAAGGAGUAUCUGAGAUAUUUCUGUGGAAGUGUCAUUGUCUUUAUGAAUGUCAGAUUGAUUCUUACACUAAUUUCAGUAUAGUUGUAUUAAUUUUUAGUAAUCCAUCCAGACAUGGAAAUGAAAUCAGUAUUGCAUUAAAUUCUAUGCAGUUUUAAAGAAUGCCCAGAGAGCAUAUGUUUUAAUCAAGUUUGUUAAACUCCAUUGUACUCUAUUUAUACUUAAAAAUGAUUUCUAUAAAUAUUUAAUGCUCAAGAUGAGGAAAGAGGCCUGAAUCUUGUGGCGUUUUUUAAUUUUUUAGUCAGAAUGGUUGUUUAAGAGCUGUGACUCCUGUUUCAGUACUCGAAUAAUUUGUUUGCUUUGUUGAAUAAUGAUACAUAGAUUUUAUUGAGUCUAAUGUAAUCCUUGUUAAAUCAAUUUUUUGCAAGACGCUCCUCAUAGAUUGUGCAU